Messenger RNA from Saccostrea cuccullata (small rock oyster), 829 nucleotides. Its product is annotated as lithostathine-2-like. Bases 65 to 829 code for a protein of 254 amino acids. The transcript is spliced from 4 exons. The record is from RefSeq and is a predicted model, not a curated record. Lineage: Eukaryota; Metazoa; Mollusca; Bivalvia; Ostreida; Ostreidae. Gene Ontology annotation, molecular function: signaling receptor activity.
AAGACAAAAAAGGUAUUAAAUUACCCCAAAGUUCAAAUGGAUUGACAGUUCCCUAAGGUGGAAAAUGCAGGGAUUUGCUUCCUUGGUUUGCAUUCUUCAACUCUAUAUACUACAUGUUGGAAGACCUUACCAAUUAACUUCAAUGUAUAAGGAAACUAUUUUAGGACGAGAUUCCUUGUUUGAUGGCUCGACACCAAAAAACACUCAGUACAUUUUGACAAAUAUGGAGGAAACUACUCGUUCUUCGUGUGUUAUAUUUUGUUUAAUUUACUCGUCCGAGUGUGCGAGCAUUUUGUAUGAUGAGGAGCUGCGAUCGUGUCGACUUCUUUUAACUCACCUCAGCUUAAAUUUAACAAACGUUCCUACUCACAACACACCUAAUGACCAGUCGCAAUACUGGGCAAGACUUAAAGUCUGCGAGGAUGGAUGGUAUCCCUUUGCGAGUCACUGUUAUUUCUUCUAUGAAACAAAAGUAACUUUUGAUGAAGCCUUGAUUUUUUGCAGAGAGAAAGAAUCUUAUUUAUUGGAAUUACAAUCAUCUCUUGAGAUUAGCUGGAUCGUAGAUUCAUUUCUUCUUCCUGUCAGUGGUGUUGAUGAACAGUGUCCUGAAUUCUACAGCUGUUCCAUGUGGACGGGGGCUACAGACUUCAACACCACGACUAAAUUUAUCUGGACACACAGUGAUACGGACAUGGUUUUCCCGGAAUGGGGCUCAGGCCAACCCAAUAACGCAGGAGGAGACCAGCACUGUAUCUCCCUUAUGCGUGAUAGUAAAGCAAACGAUGUGUCUUGUGUUUUACGCUAUCAGGUCAUCUGUGAAAGGGAGUAA